Messenger RNA from Penicillium psychrosexuale, 717 nucleotides. RefSeq lists its product as uncharacterized. Gene Ontology annotation, molecular function: oxidoreductase activity. The transcript is spliced from 3 exons. NCBI's taxonomy places the organism in Eukaryota, Fungi, Ascomycota, Eurotiomycetes, Eurotiales, Aspergillaceae. The record is from RefSeq and is a predicted model, not a curated record. The coding region runs from base 1 to 717 and encodes 238 amino acids.
AUGCAACUUGAAAAUAGGACCUUCAUUGUCACCGGGGGAUCUUCAGGCUUAGGCCGGGCGACAGCACAGGCUUUGGCUCAUAGUGGCGCGCGCGUUGCUUUGUUUGACCUGGCUGAACCUAUUGACGCCGCAGAAGAAGAACUUCCAUCCGAGCUAGUGAGGUUCUACCCGGUCGACAUAUCAUGCACUACAGACAUCACCAAGGGAAUUAUGAAUUCCUCCUUCGAGCCUCUGGCACUUGCGAAGUUACAACAAGCCAUCAACGUGAACCUUGUCGGGUCUCUCGACCUCAUCCGACAAGUCGUUCCUCACAUGGCUCAACUACCCGAGUCGAUCGAUCCCGACGAUGAGUCCGAAAGAGGUGUGAUUGUUAUGGUAUCUUCGGCUGCAGCGUACGAUGGGCAGCAAGGCCAGGUGGCUUACGCGGCUACCAAGGGAGCCAUCCGGUCUCUGACAUUGCCACUGGCGAGGGACCUAUCCCGAUACGGCAUCCGAGCUGUAUCUAUUGCGCCAAACAUGUUCUCUACUCCGAUGACCGCUCAAGGAAAGAUGCCGGAAAGAGCACGAAAGGCUAUCGAGGCCCACUUUGAAUGGCCAAAGCGAGCGGGGAAACCGGAAGAGUUCGGCGGGUCUGUUUUGGAGAUAUUUAGGAACCGGAUGCUUAAUGGAUGCUGUCUGAGACUUGAUGGUGCAAUGAGACUCCCUGGAAAAUUUUGA